AUGAAGGACACACAGGAUACACAUGAAUUCUUGCUACAACAAGAUACAGAACAAACACCGCGUUUGCCGCGAGACACCUUUUCCAGCGGUUUCCAUCACGAACUGACAAAACGGAAACGGGCUUAUACCGUGCUUGCUGUGAUGAUAGGAAUAAUGGGGAUGUUGAUAAUUUUGGCAUAUGAUGGCAAUGAUGAAGUUUUUAUCGUCCUGCUUGUACUGCUACUUCUUUUGGGCGUCCCAGUGACCUUAUACAUGUUUGUUUCGAGUACACUUCUUUCGCACAACAACAAGCUCUUGAUGCUGAAGCUACUUGUAGCGGAGGAUCCAGGACUGGACUCUGCAAAAUGGGACACCGUUGCAGCAAAGUCGAAUUGGAACUUCCACAACUCGGAUCCCUCUAUGACGCCGUAUUUCUUCUACGACGGGGAUGCGUGUUUGACAUAUUUCAGAGAAAACAUGCUGCAGCCGUACAGUAGGGCACAGGUCGCAGAAGGCAGUAAUGGCACGUCACUGACCACAGAAGGCACUGAAGGCACUAAUGGCACGCCAAAUAGGCCACAUUUGGUGCUUCCAAGCAUCAAGGACGAUCCGGAGCUAGGUCCGUGGACAAAGAUCGCCGUAGAACGGUACCUGGCCCACCUUGAAGCUAGUAUUCAAGAAUUGGUCAAUCCACAAGGUACAACUACAACGACAGAGAAUUGA
Molecule: messenger RNA, 702 nt
Organism: Lachancea lanzarotensis
Lineage: Eukaryota; Fungi; Ascomycota; Saccharomycetes; Saccharomycetales; Saccharomycetaceae
Product: LALA0S03e00628g1_1
Exons: 1
Coding region: 1-702 (233 amino acids)
Source: RefSeq, a predicted model, not a curated record